Ictalurus furcatus (blue catfish) is the source of this 3036-nucleotide messenger RNA. RefSeq names its product protein crumbs homolog 1-like. Gene Ontology annotation, molecular function: calcium ion binding. Gene Ontology annotation, cellular component: protein-containing complex; plasma membrane. Bases 1 to 3036 code for a protein of 1011 amino acids. The record is from RefSeq and is a predicted model, not a curated record. The transcript is spliced from 9 exons. Lineage: Eukaryota; Metazoa; Chordata; Actinopteri; Siluriformes; Ictaluridae. Gene Ontology annotation, biological process: establishment or maintenance of epithelial cell apical/basal polarity; heterophilic cell-cell adhesion.
AUGUCAGGAGUGAACAUACUAGUCUGGAUCGUCUUGUUGCUUUUUGCAGAUGCUCUCUCUCCCGAGUACUUUGAUGCCUGCAAAAACAGUCCAUGCCAAAAUGGUGGUGUUUGCAAGAGAAACAAAGGUGAUUACACUUGCCAAUGCUCUAACAGUUCCCAAAAUGGCAGACUCUAUGGAGGUCUGAACUGCACGGUUGUACUGCAGGGCUGUGAGCGCCACAGAUGCCAAAACGGUGGCACAUGCUCUCCUUUUCUCAGCAGCAGUCAACACAGAUACAGCUGCACCUGCCCUGAAGGUUUCACCGGCACAAGGUGCGAGAUUUCCACCACGUUCUCUUUUGAAAAGAGUGGAUUCCUACACAUCAAAACAGCUAUCGAGGACACAGUGGCACUUCUGAACGCUACUUUGAGUUUUCGCACGGUACAAAAAACAGCGACUCUACUGCGUUGCGCAGUGAAUGAGUACGUACUCACGCUGCAGUUGCACAAUGGCCGACUACGUCACUCCAUGAAAUGGGGCAACAACAGUGAAUCAGGUCUGGUGGACCUUUUUCAGGAUGUAGCAGAUGGCCAUUGGCAUACAGUACAGGUUUUCUUGUACGGAAGUAUGUUAGGACUCGAUUUGCAUGACCCAUUGUGCACUGCGAAAACCUGCCACAAAGAAGCACUAGUGGAAAUGGAUCUGGGAUCUGGGUCCGGACCAUUCUCUUUUACACUGGUCCAGAGUGUCUAUAUAGGGGGAACAGGAAAUGGACAAGUAAACCCAAACUCAUAUUUCCUGGGCUGCAUGAGGGAUGUCUACAUUCAGUCUUACCCAGUGGUUCCGGAGUUAAAGGUCAGAGCUGAGCAGUUCAGCUUGACUUUGGGCUGCAAGGAAAGUGACGGCUGUGAGGACAAUCCAUGCAGGAACAGAGGAAAAUGCGUUGGCUUGGGAUGGAAGAAACACAAGUGUGAGUGCCAUCGUCCCUACGAGGGAGACAUCUGCUCAGAGGAACACAUCGCUGCGCGGUUUGGAAAUGAAGAUGUGGAAAGCUAUGCGGUUUUUUAUGUGGACGAUGACCCCAUGGACACUUUCACCGUGUCCAUGUUCAUUCGCACGCGCCGUUUAAACGGUCUGCUCCUCCUUUUUUCCAACAGCACAAGCCGCUACCUGCAUGUAUGGCUGGAUGGAGGGAAGGUCAAAGUUCAGGCGUAUGACUUUGAAAUUCUGCAGGGUCACGACAGAGUUAACGAUGGACAUUUUCACCUGGUGGGCGUGCACUUGGAGCGGGGAACGCUCACGCUCUCGCUCUCAGCUAGAACUCAGGCCUUGAUGGCCAGCCGAGGUUUGAUGAUCCGACCAGGUGACACGGUUCAUGUGGGAGGCUUAGAGGAUCGGAAAGCCUCGUUAACAUUCAGCGGCUACUUUAAAGGAUGCAUCCAGGACCUGCGGCUGAACUUCAAUCACCUGCAGUUUUACCCAGUCAGCACUCUGCUGGCUUCCUACAGGCUCAAAACCAUGGUGCAGGUCACGCAGGGCUGCACUGGCGACAAUUACUGCAGGAUGAACCCCUGUCUGAAUGGCGGCGUGUGUUACUCCAUGUGGGACGAUUUCACCUGCAGUUGCCCUCCAAACACAGCAGGACGGCGCUGCGAGGAGCUGAAGUGGUGUGAGCUUUCCCCGUGUCCCGUUACUGCAGGAUGUCUCACACACACUCAGGGAUUCGACUGUGUUACAAACAUCACUCUCCGUGAAGGAAACCCCAUCGUUGUGUUUAGAGGUAACGCCAAAAUCCGUCGCCCACUCCGCAGCGUGUCACUGACGUUCUGCACGAGGAGACGUGACGCUACACUGCUGCACGCCUCACGAGAAAACGACUUCAUUACAGUAUCCCUCAAGGAUGGACGACUUGUACUGAAGAUUCAGAGUGGCUCAAACGUCUCGCUCCGAGUGCAAAGCCGCCGGGCAGUGGUGAACGAUGGACGUUGGCACAGUGUCGUCCUGAGCAUGAACAACUCAUCCACGCCCACCUCCAGGUGGUCCAUGGUCCUCGACGAGCGCAGAGACCAAACGUCCAUCUCCGCCACCUCUUCUGGAGAUCUGGACUUCCUGAGGGAAGACACGGACAUCCUUUUGGGAGGCUGGGAGCUCGAUUCCGGGGCGAAUUUGGACGGAUGUUUGGGGUCGGUGGAAAUCGGCGGCCUUGUUUUGCCAUUUUAUGCAGAAACAGAACUCCGUAUGCCCAGGCCUCAGGAAGAAAAGUUCUUGAGGACGUCUGGAAUGCUGAACUUAGGGUGUUGGAGUGCUGAUAUUUGCAAUCCGAACCCUUGCCACAACGGAGGCCAGUGUGAGGAUCUUUUCGACCUCUUUAAAUGUCGAUGCCCAGCUGAUUGGCACGGUCAGAUUUGCGAGGUCAGGACUGAUGCCUGCAUUUCGAAUCCUUGCCUUCAUGGAUCCUGUGUUGUCGUUUCUGAAGGUUACAAGUGUGUGUGUGAGUCAGGAUACGUCGGUCAGCGCUGUGAAAAUAAAGAGGACGUGUGUGUGGGACACAAGUGCCGUAAUGGAGGUACCUGCCUCAGAGGAAUCAAAAAAUAUGCCUGCCUUUGCCCAAGAAACACAACCGGAGCGCUCUGCCAAGAACGAAUGCCAGAAAUGCCUUGGUACAUCGACAGGCUUCCGUCUCCCAAGUUGCCAGUGUCUAUCUGCGGGAAUGAUGAGUGGACUUACAGCUGCUUUAAUGGUGGAAACUGCUCCAUGUUUGAGGGCAAGUGUGACUGCCUGCCUGGUUUUACUGGACAGUGGUGUGAGCUGGAGCUGGACGAGUGUGCGUCGGGCCCUUGCCUGAACGGCGGAUACUGCCGCAACCUCAUCAACAGAUUCCACUGUGUUUGUGAGAUCAGCUUCGCCGGCGAGCGCUGCCAGAUUGACAUCAGCGAUUUCUACCUCUACGGUUUCCUGCUGAUGUGGCAGAACAUCUUCCAGCUGCUCUCCUACCUCAUCCUGCGCAUGGACGACGAGCCUGAGAUCGAGUGGAACGCUGCCAACGAUGAGUAA